GGCGGAGGCGGUGGCGGCCGGUCCCGGGACAGCGACGCAGCGCGCCGGCGGCCGCGACAGGGCCGGCUAGGCUCCGCAGCCUGCCGCAGCCGCCGCCUCGCCGCUGAGGGCCCGAAAGCACGGCGGCGGCGCGCGGCCUGUGAGGACGGCCAGAGCGGCGGGCGCGGCGCGGCGCCGAGCGUCCUGUCAGGCGGCUGAGGGCGUCGCGGACCCGCGCCGCGAUGAUGCCGAUGAUAUUAACCGUGUUCUUGAGCAACAAUGAGCAGAUUUUAACAGAAGUUCCUAUAACACCAGAAACAACAUGUCGAGAUGUUGUGGAGUUUUGCAAAGAACCUGGAGAAGGCAGUUGCCAUUUAGCUGAAGUGUGGAGGGGAAAUGAGCGCCCCAUACCCUUCGAUCAUAUGAUGUAUGAGCAUCUUCAGAAGUGGGGUCCACGGAGGGAAGAAGUGAAAUUUUUCCUUCGACAUGAGGAUUCCCCAACCGAGAGCAUUGAACAAGGUGGCCGUCAGACCCAAGAGCAAAGAACUCCGAGAAAUGUGAUAAGUGUACCUGGAGAAAAACGUGCUGAAAAUGGGGGUGGGAGUCCGCGUGUUGAACUGACCCUCUCAGAGCUCCAAGAUAUGGCGGCAAGGCAACAACAGCAGAUUGAAAACCAGCAGCAAAUGUUGGUUGCCAAGGAACAGCGUUUACAUUUUCUAAAGCAACAGGAGCGCCGUCAGCAGCAGUCUAUUUCUGAAAAUGAAAAGCUUCAGAAGUUGAAGGAACGAGUUGAAGCCCAGGAAAAUAAGCUGAAGAAGAUCCGUGCCACAAGAGGACAAGUGGACUACAGCAAAAUAAUGAAUGGCAAUCUGUCUGCUGAAAUAGAAAGGUUCAGUGCCAUGUUCCAGGAGAAGAAGCAGGAAGUACAGACUGCAAUUUUAAGAGUUGACCAGCUCAGUCAGCAAUUGGAAGACUUAAAGAAAGGAAAACUGAACGGGUUCCAGUCUUACAAUGGCAAGCUAACGGGACCGGCAGCAGUGGAGUUAAAAAGACUGUACCAGGAGCUACAGAUUCGGAACCAGCUUAACCAGGAACAGAAUUCAAAACUCCAGCAGCAGAAGGAACUUUUAAAUAAACGCAACAUGGAGGUGGCCAUGAUGGACAAGCGCAUCAGCGAGCUGCGUGAGCGUCUGUACGGCAAGAAAAUCCAGCUGAGCCGCGUGAAUGGCGCGUCUUCACCGCAGUCGCCCCUGAGCACGCCUGGCAGGGUUGCUGCCGUGGGGCCGUACAUCCAGGUCCCCAGCGCCGGCAGCUACGCAGCCCCGGGGGACCCCGUAAAGCCCCAGUCUCUCACUAUUGCUUCAGGUGCUGCCCAUGGGAGAUCCAAACCCGCCAAUGAUGGAAACUGGCCAACAUUAAAACAGAAUUCUAGCUCUUCAGGGAAACCGACGCAGACUGCCAGUGUGGACCGGAAGGGCUCGAGCGUGGAGGGACCGCUCAAGCAGGGGACCGUCUCUAGCCAGCCUGUGCCCCUGUCAGCUCUGGGAGCCACGGAGAAGCUGGGCAUCGAGAUGGGUAAAGGGCCAGCCCCAACCCCUGGUGUCGGCAAGCCACUGCCUCAGAGCUACGGGGCAUACCCUAGUCCUGCGCCCGUGGGCCCAGGGGCCACGAACUCCCUGGAGAGGAGGAAGGAGGGCAGCUUGCCCAGGCCCAGCGCAGGCCUGCCCAGUCGACAGAAACCUGCCCCGCUGCCCGCCGCGGGCAGCACCCACCAGCCGGGCUCCUCGCAGCAGAUCCAGCAGAGGAUUUCUGUGCCACCAAGCCCAACGUACCCGCCAGCGGGGCCACCUGCAUUUCCAGCUGGUGAUGGCAAACCUGAACCCCCACUGACUGUGGCCAUCAGGCCCUUUCUGGCUGAGAAAGGGUCAAGGCCCCAGUCCCCCAGGAAAGGACCCCAGACCGUGAAUUCAAGUUCCAUAUACUCCGUGUACCUGCAGCAAGCCACACCGCCUAAGAACUACCAGCCAGUGGGGCACAGCACCUUAAAUAAGUCGGUCAAAGCAGUGUACGGCAAACCUGUUCUCCCAUCCGGUUCAACGUCCCCGUCACCCUUACCGUUUCUUCACGGGUCGCUGGCCACAAGCACAUCGCAGCCCCAACCACCUUCGGAAAGUGCCGAGAAAGAGCCUGAGCAGGACCUCCCCGCCCCGCCGGGGGAGGGCGGCUCAGGCCCCAUGGAGAACCUGCCUCGGCCGCUCAGCCCCACGAAGCUCACGCCUAUUGUGCACUCGCCGCUGCGCUACCAGAGCGAUGCGGACCUGGAGGCCCUGCGCAGAAAGCUGGCCAACGCGCCGCGGCCGCUGAAGAAGCGCAGCUCCAUCACGGAGCCCGAGGGCCCCGGCGGGCCCAACAUCCAGAAGCUGCUGUACCAGCGCUUCAACACCCUGGCCGGCGGCAUGGAGGGCACCCCCUUCUCCCAGCCCAGCCCCUCGCAGGACUUCACGGGCACCCUGGCGGACCUAGACAACGGGAACACCAAUGCCAACGGGAACCUGGGGGAGGCCAGCCCCGCCCAGCCCACAGCCCCGCUCCCAGCCGAGCCUGCCCCAGCCUCAGAUGCCAACGACAACCAGCUCCCCUCCCCUGAGCCAGAGGCGCUCACCAGUCCCCAGACCACGCACCAAACAGCUGAGCCUGCCGAGGACGACAACAACAACGUGGCCGCAGCCCCGUCCACAGAGCAGGUCCCCAGCCCUGGGGCCGAGGCCCCCUCUCCAGGGGAAGAGCAAGGCCCUCCGUCACUGCCCCCCACCGUGCCCCUGCCGGUGGCCUCAACGAGCAAGCGGACCAACCUGAAGAAGCCCAACUCGGAGCGCACGGGCCGCGGGCUGCGGGUCCGCUUCAACCCCCUGGCGCUGCUCCUGGACGCGUCCCUGGAGGGGGAGUUUGACCUGGUGCAGAGGGUCAUCUAUGAGGUAGAGGACCCCAGCAAGCCCAACGACGAGGGCAUCACCCCACUGCACAACGCCGUCUGCGCCGGCCACCACCACAUCGUCAGGUUCCUGCUGGACUUUGGGGUGAAUGUGAACGCCGCGGACAGUGACGGCUGGACACCAUUGCACUGCGCUGCCUCCUGCAACAGCGUCCACCUCUGCAAGCAGCUGGUAGAGAGCGGCGCUGCCAUUUUUGCCUCGACCAUCAGCGACAUUGAAACGGCUGCAGACAAAUGCGAGGAGAUGGAGGAGGGCUACAUCCAGUGCUCCCAGUUCUUGUACGGAGUGCAGGAGAAGUUGGGUGUGAUGAACAAAGGAGUGGUGUACGCUCUGUGGGGUUAUGAGGCCCAGAACAGCGACGAGCUGUCCUUCCAUGAAGGAGACGCCAUCACCAUCCUCAGGCGCAAGGACGAAAGCGAGACCGACUGGUGGUGGGCCCGUCUUGGGGACCGGGAGGGCUACGUGCCCAAAAACUUGCUGGGGUUGUACCCUCGGAUCAAACCCCGACAGCGAACGCUCGCCUGAACCUCCCUUCGGAGCACCGCACAGGCUGGCCAGGGCCGAGGAGCCCCUAGGAGGACCCUGCCGUCUCCCCAGGAAGCUGAAGCUAGAAACGGCUCUCAUGGUGCUCACUUCAGCAGACCACACCCACAAUGUGAAAUUCCCGAGGUUUCUAGGUGAGGCCCUUUCUCCAUUUUUGCCUCCAAGACCACUGAAUUUUGCCAAUUACUGUAAAUCCAAAUAAAUACCCAGCUUUCUAAACAACGAGCCCUGUUGCCAAUAGAAGCCCUAGAAUUAACCCCUGGUUGGUUGCCAAUGAUGCUCUUACUGACCCCAUUCUCAAUGUCACCUUCACCCCACCAGUGAAGCCUACAGCUAUGAGGUGUACCCCGCCCCUGCUAGAGCCCUGCCCCUGUCACUGGACAUCACAGAAAGCCACCAUCUUUACUCCUCGGCACACCUUGCUCCUUCAUUACCAAAGGAGCCCUGUAGGGACACUUGUGUCCAGUGAUGUUCCUGAGCGGGGGCCCCACUUCCUGUUCUGGGUGUUGGUCUUGGUCACCUGCAGGCUAACGGUGUUGGGCCGGACUUCCAAGCCAGUCACAAGGGCCCCUAAGGCCAAGUGACCCACGGCCAGGAGCCUCACCCAGCACUGUCCCCUCCGUCGCCUCUUGUUGCCCAGGUUGGUUCUUACCUCUCAGUGUCACUCAGCAUGGACACUGUAGCCACGGGCCAGGGAGCUGAGGUCAGUCAGGGUGGGGUGGACGUGGGGACUCCUGCACGUCGGAUGGGCCCCUGUGGGGCAGGAGGGCACACCUGGCCUCCCGUCUGGGCCGGCCGUGCUGCAGUAACCUUUGCCCCAGCUCCAGACUUAAAGCAAGUAAGGCCCUUCGCUGACGUGUACUUGUACGGACAGGCUUUUGUAUUCCAGAAGUAUUUUUGGACUAGACCAUUCAGAACUCCCAGAAUGAUGUUGGAAAUGGUUUUUCUCAUUAAAAUCCAGGCCCUUAGGCUUUAUUUUCCAUGUA
Molecule: messenger RNA, 4501 nt
Organism: Rhinolophus ferrumequinum (greater horseshoe bat)
Lineage: Eukaryota; Metazoa; Chordata; Mammalia; Chiroptera; Rhinolophidae
Gene: PPP1R13B
Product: protein phosphatase 1 regulatory subunit 13B
Exons: 17
Coding region: 222-3497 (1091 amino acids)
Biological process (GO): apoptotic process; negative regulation of cell cycle; regulation of apoptotic process
Cellular component (GO): nucleus
Molecular function (GO): p53 binding; transcription factor binding
Source: RefSeq, a predicted model, not a curated record